UUUUUUACGAUAACGUUAGGUAUGUAAGAUAUCGAUAAAUUAAAACGUUAAUAGGAAAUAAUCGCAUCACAAAUGGCAUAAUUGGUUUUCACUCAUUCAAAAUUAUUGUACUGUAGUUAUUCUAAAGAGGGUUUAGACAACGUAAAUCGAUUAUACUUUUAAAGAUGGCUACGAAAUUGACCACUGGUUUGACAGGUUUGGUAGUGGCAAGUAAUCCCCAUCACACUUUGAGUGCUCUUUACGGUAAAAUAUUACGAGCUCUUACCAAAAUGCCUCAGGAUGCUUCAUAUAGGAAAUAUACCGAAAAAGUUGUCCAGAACAGACUGAAAGCAGUAGAAGCGCACAAAGACGUUAGCGCUUUGGAAAAAGAAAUUGCUUGUGGACAAGUAGAGGAACUAAUUGUACAAGCUGAGAAUGAACUCAUUUUAGCCCGCAAAGUGUUAGGAUGGAAGCCUUGGGAAUCUUUGGUGAAACCAGCACCUCAAAAGCAAUGGAAUUGGCCACCGGCAAAAAUUGACGAGCCAGUGGUCUAAAUAAUAUGAUAAUGUUAAUAAAGUGAUAAAACCGCGUCUCACAGGAAGGGACUUAUCUACAUAUUUUUGAUAAGUCCCUUCCUGUGAGACUGUUUUAAUAAAAUGUUCAGAAAAUAUAGUUGCAGUUGUCGUGUAAUAAAGCGUUAACCACAUAUAUUCGCCCUGCUGACA
This is a messenger RNA of Bactrocera oleae (olive fruit fly), 704 nucleotides long. It is a transcript of the gene ND-13B, whose product is annotated as NADH dehydrogenase (ubiquinone) subunit ND-13B. The record is from RefSeq and is a predicted model, not a curated record. Lineage: Eukaryota; Metazoa; Arthropoda; Insecta; Diptera; Tephritidae. Gene Ontology annotation, biological process: respiratory electron transport chain.